UAAUUCAUGCAUGAAAGGGUUAAUCUUCAGUAUUUUUUUGCUUUAUCUUCAGGAGGUUGACUGUGCCCGGAGCAUCCUCCAGAGGGAAGGCACCAGGCUGGGGGCAGAGCUGGGUCCGAUGGUUCCUGUGGUUCUGAACCCGCCCCAGCGAGGGUUACUGCCCAUCCUGAUAGAGGAACCGGACGCCAGAAUGUCCAGGAGGGUUUUCCUGUCGGCGCCACAAGGGGAGGACAUGUGGUGGCCGGCAGAGUCCGUCAACUUCAUCAUUGACACAGGAGUCCAGAAGAAAAUGGUGUACAAUCCCAGGAUCAGAGCCAACUCUGAGACGCUUCAGCCAAUCAGCCGGUGUCAGGCGGACGUCCGCAGGCAGCUGUCCGCUCCGACAGGUAAAUGUUUCUGUCUGUAUCCAGAGGAACCUCGUCUUCCUGCAGAGACGUCCUCUCAGAUCCUGGAGUCCAACAUCACACCUACUGUCCUGUUUCUAAAAAGGAUGGAGAUCGCCGGCCUCGGACAGUGUGAUUUCAUCGACAGACCAGAUCCUGAGGGUCUGAUGCAGGCUUUGGAGGAGCUGGACUACCUCGCAGCUUUAGACGACGACGGUAACCUGUCCGAGAUCGUGAUCAUCAUAUCCGAGUUCCCCCUGGACCCUCAGAUGGCCAAAGCUCUGCUGGCGUCCUGCGAGUUCGACUGUGUGAGUGAGAUGUUGACCAUCGCAGCCAUGUUGUCAGCACCGAGCUGCUUCCUGGAGCCCAGCGCCGGUUUGACCCACGAGGCCGUCCACUGUCACAGGAAGUUCCAGCACCCUGAAGGAGACCACUUCACCCUGAUCAGCAUCUACAACACCUUCAAACAGAACAGAGAGAGCAAGGUCAGAGCAGAGCCAGGUAUGUGUGUUGAAAAGUGGUGUAAGGAUUAUUUCCUGGACCACGGUGCCCUGAAGAGAGCCGACGCCAUUAGAUCUGAAUUAACCGACAUCCUGAACCGGAUCGAACUUCCCAUCUCUCAGCCUUCGUUUGGAACCAAAACCAACGCCCACAACAUUAAAAGAGCUCUGCUGGCCGGGUUCUUCAUGCAGAUUGCUCGAGAUGUGGACGGAUCUGGGAACUACUUCAUUCUGACCCACAAACACAUGGCUCAGGUCCACCCACUGUCCGGCUACGGGGCCCAGUCUCAGAAACUGGGGCUACCGGAGUGGGUCAUAUUCCAUGAAUACACCCUGUCGGACAACAACUACAUGAGGACAGUGUCAGAAAUCUCCCCUCAAGUGUUCAUCCAAAUGGCACCGCUGUAUUUCUUCUAUAAUCUGCCCUCUAGUGAAAGCAAAGACAUACUGCAAGACAUCCUGGACCCAGACGGAUCCAGGAACUGUAAAGACGGGAAACAGAGACCCCUGACGAGCAACAGCGACUGCACAACGGAGUCGCAACAUACGACCGAUGUGUGA
Molecule: messenger RNA, 1444 nt
Organism: Sphaeramia orbicularis (orbiculate cardinalfish)
Lineage: Eukaryota; Metazoa; Chordata; Actinopteri; Kurtiformes; Apogonidae
Product: putative pre-mRNA-splicing factor ATP-dependent RNA helicase DHX32
Exons: 8
Coding region: 11-1444 (477 amino acids)
Cellular component (GO): spliceosomal complex; intracellular anatomical structure
Molecular function (GO): RNA binding; helicase activity
Source: RefSeq, a predicted model, not a curated record